CUGGAUAACGAAAAAUCGCCGACGACUCAAGGUGUCCUAGGAGCUGCGUGAUAGUGUCUUUACGUCACCCACUUUGUCCCAGGAGUCAAAACCCAUAUUCUUCCAAAUAGGACAAGUAUACGGUGUAAGAAUGUACCAAAGCCUUGCUAUGUCAUCCAACCAGUCCCCAUACGCACACGAUGCAGGGAACUAUAUUCACCCUUCGGCGAGUUCCCCAGUCUACGUGCCCACUACGAGGGUGCCUGCUAUGCUGCAAACCCUGCCGUACUUGCAAACAUGCGAGUCCGCCCAUCAGUCUCAUGGCCUCGGCGGGCAUCACGGCUGGUCUCAGUCUGGCGCAGACAGUUCGUCCUUCAUUCCAGGCAGCCCCCAUCCGCUCCCCGGGUUCUCCUACUCUCACAGCCCGCCAGUAAGCAGCAAUAACGGCAGGGACACAGCCUACCAGAAUCAGCUAGUGCUUAGUAACGGUGGUCGGGUUGACCACUAUGGCAGCACUUUAGUGCGGUCAGUUGGAGGAUCGUACUCGAGUCCCUACGCGUAUAUGAGCCCGGAGAUGUCGACCUCUUGGACACCUGGCCACUUUGACAGCGGCAUGAUCAGUCUUCAGGGACGACAAGGUUGCCUGUCUGGGAGAAGGUCCAGUUUGGACAUGUCAGAGGAGUUCCCGGGAGAAGGGCGCGAGUGCGUAAACUGCGGCUCCAUCUCCACUCCUCUGUGGCGGCGGGAUGGUACCGGGCACUACCUCUGCAAUGCCUGCGGACUGUACCACAAGAUGAACGGAAUCAACAGACCGCUCAUCAAACCACAGAAACGCCUGCAGACCACAUCUCGCCGGGCCGGCCUGUGCUGCACCAACUGUCACACCAGCACCACCACGCUGUGGCGUCGCAGUGCGGAGGGAGAGCCUGUCUGCAACGCCUGUGGCCUGUACAUGAAACUACAUGGGAUCCCCAGACCAAUGGCCAUGAAGAAGGAAAGCAUUCAGACAAGGAAACGGAAACCUAAGAUGCCGAAGUCCAAAACCUCAACAGGAGAGUCUUCAGCAUCAGGCACCAACUCCCCGUUCUCCCUGUCUGUCUCAGAACAUGCCUCUACUGUAAAGAGUGAACCCAACAUGGCUCCCUCCCCCCACACCAGACAGGCCGUAGCCUCUAUGUCCAAGGCUUCAUCACAUCUGGACAGUGCAGGAUCAGGACAUGUGGACAUCAAGUAUGAGGACUACCCCUUCACUCCUGCGUCUAUCGCCCCACAGAACUCCUGGUGUGCUCUGUCUCAGGCGUGAGCUAGCUAGACCACAGUUCACUUGGACCGGGUCCUGGGCCUGGACCCAGCUUAGCUCAGCUCACUGUGGAUAAGAUAGACUUGUGAAGAGAACUACCUGUUAUUGACUAACUCUUUUUCCCGUGGAUGGAGGAACGGAAAAACAGAAGGAAGCGACGGCAAUCAAGGGGAAUGUAUUUGUGGCUACUAUCAAUACUAUUUCUAGUUGUUGUUGUUGUUGUUGUUGUCUUUAUUGUUGUUGUCUUUAUUGUUGUUGUCAUUAUUGAUAUUUUGCUGAGUUCACCAUUGCAGUUUUAUAUGGUGUUUCAAGAAAUAACCAGAAAGAGUUCAAUAAGUUAUUACAGAGUGUUAAAGGGAUACUUAAAGGGAUUUUUCAAUGAAGCCCUUUAUCUACUGACCCAGAGUCAGAUGAAGCCCUU
Messenger RNA from Salvelinus namaycush (lake trout), 1700 nucleotides. RefSeq names its product transcription factor GATA-5-like. Gene Ontology annotation, biological process: negative regulation of transcription by RNA polymerase II; cell fate commitment; positive regulation of transcription by RNA polymerase II. Lineage: Eukaryota; Metazoa; Chordata; Actinopteri; Salmoniformes; Salmonidae. Gene Ontology annotation, cellular component: nucleus. The record is from RefSeq and is a predicted model, not a curated record. The coding region runs from base 131 to 1282 and encodes 383 amino acids. The transcript has 6 exons. Gene Ontology annotation, molecular function: zinc ion binding; DNA-binding transcription factor activity, RNA polymerase II-specific; RNA polymerase II cis-regulatory region sequence-specific DNA binding.